Ornithodoros turicata is the source of this 1216-nucleotide messenger RNA. RefSeq names its product stress-induced-phosphoprotein 1-like (gene Stip1). Gene Ontology annotation, molecular function: Hsp90 protein binding. The coding region runs from base 100 to 1074 and encodes 324 amino acids. The transcript is spliced from 9 exons. NCBI's taxonomy places the organism in Eukaryota, Metazoa, Arthropoda, Arachnida, Ixodida, Argasidae. The record is from RefSeq and is a predicted model, not a curated record.
GUUCUCUCACCAUUACGCGCUCUCCUCCAGUCGCGUUUUCCUUACAUCGUCUGUGAGGUUCGAGAGAGUUCCACAUUUUUGCAGCACACAUCAACGGGUAUGGCGGGAGAUAGCCGUGAGCAGGCAGUGGUUGAAAAGGAAGCAGGCAACGCUGCCUACAAGAACAAGGAUUUCGAGAAUGCUCACAACCACUACGAUAAGGCCAUCCAGCUGGAUCCCACAGAUAUAUCUUUCCGUACAAACAAGGCUGCUGCCUACUUUGAGCAGAAAGAAUACCAGAAGUGCAUCGAAGAGUGUGAGAAGGCUGUGGAGACUGGCAGAGAGAAUCGGGCCGACUUCAAACUUAUUGCCAAGGCAUACGCACGUAUGGCGAAUGCCUACGUGAGGUUAGGAGACUACCCCAAUGCCAAAACCUACUACCAAAAGUCCCUCACGGAGCACAGGAUUCCCGACACACUGGCCAAGUUGUCAGAGGUUGAAAGAGUUAUUAAAGAGCAAGAGAGGAAAGCUUACAUCAACCCUGAGCUCUCACUGGAGCAGAAGAACAAAGGAAACGAACUGUUCCAGAAAGGCGAUUAUCCAUCUGCUGUGAAGCACUAUACUGAGGCCAUCAAGCGCAACCCAGAAGAUGCCCGUCUGUACAGCAACCGCGCCGCUUGCUAUCAGAAACUGGCAGAAUUUCAGCUGGCGCUGAAGGACUGUGAGGAGUGCAUCCGCCUUGACCCGGAGUUUUUGAAAGGACAUGUAAGAAAAGGCAUGGCACUCAUGGCAAUGAAGGAGCACUCCAAGGCUGUCAAUGCAUUCCAGAAAGCGUUAGAGAUUGACCCCAACAACCAGGAAGCUCUAGAUGGUUACAGGAGGUGCACCUUGGCGUCAAAUGCGGACCCAGAGGAAGUGCGAAAACGUGCGAUGGCAGAUCCAGAGAUCCAGAAAAUCCUCGGAGAUCCUGCCAUGCGUUUGAUCCUGGAACAGAUGCAGAACGAUCCCAAAGCACUGCAAGAGCACUUGAAGAACCCAGACAUUGCAAACAAGAUCCAGCGACUUUUGGAGUCUGGGUUAAUAGCCAUUCGCUGACCUUCUUGGUUCAUCAAACUAGUGUUGCCUGCUUGGUUCCAUUGGUGUGGGGGGGGGGAGCCACAAGUGUUUGCCUUCUCUGCGAGGCAUCCUCCAUCAUUUUUGUCAUUUGCUAAUACAAUAAAGAAUUUUCUGUUAUGCC